AUGAAGAAAUCUAGCUCAGCCCUUAAUGGAAACCUACCCCAGAAAACUCCAAAGAAUCAGCCAGUUUUAUCUCCUAAACCAAGACCAUCAACUGGAAAGCCAAACAAAAGUAUUGAAAACGAAAAAAAAUUUGAUGAUGUCUCAGUUUCUAUUAAACAUCUUUCUCUUUGAAAUGACGAAUUAGAAACUUUAAAUAAAGAAAAAGAAACAAUCAUAAAAUACAAUGAAGAAUUAACUUAUCUCUCUGUGAGCGAACAAAAUCACUAUAUGAGCUAACACAAAAGUUUUUUAAUAGAAAAAAUUUUAUAAACAAAAAGUUUUGAUAUAUAAGUGAUAUUUAUUAUAUUAAAUCUCUGCUAAUUCUAUUUAAUUUUAAACAAAACAUAAAUUUUACAAAUUAUAUUAUUGCUUGCUUCCAAUUGGGUAUUUUAUUUCUAAAAAAAUUACUAUAUAAAAUUUAUAUAUAAUUUUUUUUUAAAAAUUUAACGCUUUGUAAACAAGAUUUUUUUGUUCUCUCACGGAGAAGAGUAAGGAAGUGCAUCAGCGAGUGUUCUCAAGACGAAAAAAAUCUUAAUUCCCUCUGUGGGUUUUAUAUGGAAUUAAUGAACUUUUUUAUAGUUAUUUUUAUUUUAUUAAAUAAUUUUUAUUAUAAAGUUAGAAGGAAUCAUGAAAGACUUCAUAAUGAUUCUUUAAGCGUCAAUAAAACAACAAGAAGAUUUGAAACAGAAAAAAUGCAAUAUUUAAGAGAAACUAGAGAAAUCAACACAGAAAUUGCCAAUCUUGAAGAAUCAGUCAGCAUUUCUGAAAGAAACCGUGAAAAAGUGCUAACUCCCCCCCCCCCUCCGUGAGUGAACAAAAAAAUUUUGUUCACUCACGGAGGGGGGGUAAAUUUUUUUUUUUAAAAAAAUUUAUAUAUAAAUUUUAUAAAAAAUAUUUUUUUCGAAAUUUAAAAAAAUUCUGAUUCGCAAAAAUUGGAAAGCAAAUAUUAUAAAAUUAUGUUUUAAAAAGCAAUUCGUUUAAAAUUAAACAGAAUUAGCCCUAGAUUUCAUAAUGCUAAUUAUCAUUUAUAUAUCAAAAAUUUUUUCCAUAAAAAAAUUUUUCUAUUAAAAAAAUUUUUGUUCACUCACGGAGGGUGGGUUUUUGGGCAAAAAAUAGGGAUUUUUCUAAUGGUUUUGUUCACUCACGGAGGGGGGGAGUAAAUAAAGUCAAAAAGCAGGAAUCUACUGUAAAAGAAUUAGAAGAUAUUAUAAGAAAAAUGAGAAGAGAAAUCCAGAUUCAAGAAAAAGAAAGGGAUAAUUUUAAAACAGAAUCUCAAAAACUGCAAAAACAAAUCCAGCAUCUUCAAGAAAAAGCAGAUAAUCUGAAAUCAGCCAAUUCGAACUUUAUAGUCCAAGUCCAGAGACUUACAAAAGUUUCUAGGUAA
Molecule: messenger RNA, 1423 nt
Organism: Blepharisma stoltei
Lineage: Eukaryota; Ciliophora; Heterotrichea; Heterotrichida; Blepharismidae
Source: the annotation of a GenBank genome assembly